Dendrobium catenatum is the source of this 2508-nucleotide messenger RNA. RefSeq names its product AUGMIN subunit 6. Gene Ontology annotation, molecular function: microtubule binding. The record is from RefSeq and is a predicted model, not a curated record. Bases 113 to 2077 code for a protein of 654 amino acids. Gene Ontology annotation, cellular component: mitotic spindle microtubule; HAUS complex. NCBI's taxonomy places the organism in Eukaryota, Viridiplantae, Streptophyta, Magnoliopsida, Asparagales, Orchidaceae. The transcript is spliced from 13 exons. Gene Ontology annotation, biological process: spindle assembly.
UUCCCGCCGGCACAUAACGCAAAUAGAGCGUUAAAAUGACGUUGAUAAAAACGACACGUAGCCGGCGUUUCCAAAUUCCACAGAACGGGAGAGAGGAGGAAGAGGUCUUGCCAUGGCGAUGGAUCGAGAGAAGGAGAGAGAGUCAGAGUUGGAGAGCGCAAUGUACACUAAUUGCCUGUUGUUGGGAUUAGAUCCGGCGAUCAUCGGCGUCGGCGGGGAUGAGUGGAACAGCGGGGUCGGCCAUUUCCGCCAUUCGAACCCUAGAUUGGGCGAGAAGCUUCUCUACUUCCUCCUCUCCUCUCUUAGGGGUCCUGUCCAAUCCGCAAAGGACUUCGAUAGGGUGUGGCCGAUCUCCGAUUCAGCCCAGUCCCGCGACUUCCGCAAGAUUGUGCAAGGUAUUAUAAGUGAUCUGGAAUCGAAAGGGGCUCUCCCGAGGAACAACGCGAGGCUUUCAGCGCUUGCUACUUGUUGUGGACCGAGAUUUGUAGAGCUUCUGUGGCAGCUUUCUGUGCAUGCUCUGAGGGAGGUCCACAGGAGGACUUUCUCUUCCGAUGUAUCCUCUAACCCACUUCCUGCUUCACUGACAGAUUUUUCUUAUCUGAAUGCUGCUGCAUUACUUCCAGUAACGAAGGCUAGGAUUGCUCUUGAGAGGAGAAAGUUUCUAAAAAAUGCAAAUGUUGCCGAUCAAAGGCAAGCUACGUGGUCAAACUUGUCUAAUGAAAUGACUGCUGAAUUUCGUGAACUUUCGGCGGAAGAGGCAUAUUUGAAGCAAGAAUUAGAAAAGCUGCAAGAUAUCAGAAAUAAAGCUAAGCUGGAUGGCGAACUGUGGGAUGAUCGUAUCUCAAGUUCUUCUGUUCAGAAUUCCUUGUUGGUUUCUAAAGCAACACGCUUGUGGGAGUCUUUGUUAUCUCGCAAGAGCCAACAUGAAGUUCUUGCUUCAGGUCCUAUUGAAGAUCUGAUUGCAUAUCGUGAACAUAGGUAUCGAAUCUCUGGAACAUCAUUGGCUGCUGCCAUGGAUUUAAGUAGCCAUGUUCCACAUUCAGAUUUGCUGGCUACUCACACAAGCAAAAUGCUGUCAUCUAUUGAUACCUUUGAACAAAUUGAUUCACCUCAGUUCCAGGGGAACUCUCAUAUUCUUUCUAGAACAGAUGAUAGGGGUGGACGAGUUAACCAUACUGUUGAUAUAGCUGAAAUUCUUAGACGGUGGACUCAUGCAUUACAACAUAUUCAUAAGCAAUCCCUGCAUAUGGCCAAAGCUAAUGAUCGGGAGGACCCAGCACUACUUCACUUGAUGUCUGAAAAUGGUUCUGAUGGUCAUACGGAAUAUUUGGCGGCAACACUUGCUGAACAUCAACAGCAUUUAGUAAGCCUAGAGAAGUCUAUAUUGGAGCUCACAGAAGAAGUGAAUACCAUAUCUCCAAUUUCCCUUGAAGAAAACAGAGAACAAUCCAUCUCACCUGUUGACACCCAAUGCAGUGGAAGAACUCCAGAGAAUACCACAGGUGCAAUUGUUGAGAUGACUUCCAGCGUCUUCUUAAAAGCCUCUGACAAGCCUGUUUUGAAACUACCUAAUUUGUUUAAUAUAACUCCAAAUUGGUCACGGAAGACUACUCACGGGGGAAAGCAGCAUUCUGUAUUUUCUCAUCCUGAGAAAUCAAAAAAUUUGCCUAAGGAUAAUUCAAUUGCCCCACUUUUUGGGGGUGAUCAUGCCAAUUUUACCGAAGAAGAUAGUGAUAUAUAUGCUCAGAAUCUUAGGCGUGCUGUUCGUGAGGCCGCACUGUCAGGGCCAUCAAAUAAUUCUGAGAACGCAGGGGAUAAAACCAGCAAUGCUGGUUUAGAGCAUUUCUUUAUUCCCCUUUCGAGUGAUUUUCCUCACAAAGAGGGUGUGGUCGACCUACUUUUUUCUUCUCGUGACAGUGAAGAAUCUCUUGAACAAGUUUUCUCACCUUCAUAUUUGAAGGAUGAGCCAGUCUUUGAUGAUUGCUAUGAAGACUUGCUUGCGCCACUGUCAGAGACUGAUGCUGCCUUAAUGGAAACUUCUAGCUGGUUACAGCACAAUUUAUCUCCUUGUUCGUAGUUGUGGAGAGUAUCAAUGAUGGGUUAGCAUCUCCUUUAUUUUGUGGUAUAUUCUUUGUCCUACGUAACUUAUCAUUUGAAUAUCGUCUUCUAGUAAGUUGAUGUCCAAUGGUUUCAAUUUUGCUAAAAGUACAAGCAAUUUCACUCCCUGACUUGACCUGCAAAGUGCACCCAGGCAGGAAAGGUAUUAGAGAAGAUUUGUACAAGAAAGUCGUCCACGACCAAUUUGGGAGUUGGAUUAAUUUGUGGUUUCAAAGGAAGGCUUGUUGGAGGCUUUCUCAGGAUGAAGGCCAAGAAGUUAUCAAUUUACAACUUUCUGAUUGCAAAAACAUUCCUGAGAAAGCUAGGAAAAAAAUCAACAUCUUAGGUUUCAUUUGUUACAAUUUUAUUACUUUUUUUUUUCAGAUCAUAAUUAAAAUUUCUAUUUGACAA